AGAGGAACCUGCACAAUGGGGAUCUCCACGGUCAUCUUCCAAAUAUGUCUUUUAUGGGGUCAAGUUCUUUCUUCAGCUUCUCAAACAGCCUAUCCAACAACUGGAACAGGGUUUGAUUUUGCUGUGAGGCUGGUGAAUGGAGGAGACCGGUGUCAGGGUCGCGUGGAGAUCUUUUACCAGGGUUCCUGGGGCACCGUGUGUGACGACGGCUGGGACAUAAAUGAUGCCAAUGUGGUGUGCAGACAGCUGGGCUGUGGCUGGGCCGUGUCUGCCCCUGGAUACGCCCAGUUUGGACAGGGCUCUGGGCCCAUUAUCCUGGAUGAUGUGGCUUGCUCAGGGUACGAGUACUAUCUGUCGAGCUGCUCCCACCAAGGGUGGCACUCCCACAACUGUGGACACCAGGAGGAUGCUGGAGUCAUCUGCUCAGAUUCUCAAGCAAGCUAUUCAACACCUGAGCCGACCACUCCAGAGCCUUUCACCAGCCCAGAGGUGACCACCACUCCUCCUGAUACAACAGUAGGGCUUGAUUUCGCUGUGAGGCUGGUGAAUGGAGGAGACCGGUGUCAGGGUCGCGUGGAGAUCUUUUACCAGGGUUCCUGGGGCACCGUGUGUGACGACAGCUGGGACACCAAUGAUGCCAAUGUGGUGUGCAGACAGCUGGGCUGUGGCUGGGCUGUGUCUGCCCCCGGAAACGCCCGGUUUGGACAAGGCACAGGGCUCAUCGUCCUGGAUGACGUGGCCUGUACAGGGCACGAGUACUAUCUGGCAAGCUGCUCCCACCGAGGCUGGCUCUCCCACAACUGUGGACACCCGGAGGACGCUGGAGUCAUCUGCUCAUAUUCUCAAGCAAGCUAUUCAACACCUGAGCCGACCACUCCAGAGCCUUUCACCAGCCCAGAGGUGACCACCACUCCUCCUGAUACAACAGUAGGGCUUGAUCUCCCUGUGAGGCUGGUGAAUGGAGGAGACCGGUGUCAGGGUCGCGUGGAGAUCUUGUACCAGGGUUCCUGGGGCACCGUGUGUGACGACAGCUGGGACACCAAUGAUGCCAAUGUGGUGUGCAGACAGCUGGGCUGUGGCUGGGCUGUGUCUGCCCCUGGAAACGCCCGGUUUGGACAAGGCACAGGGCCCAUCGUCCUGGAUGACGUGGCCUGCAGAGGGUACGAGUAUUAUUUGGCAAGCUGCUCCCACAGAGGCUGGCUCUCCCACAACUGUGGACACCAAGAGGACGCUGGCGUCAUUUGCUCAGCUUCUCAAUCAAGCUAUACAACGCCUUAUUAUCCAUACCAAGAUCCAACAAUGAAUGAUGUUAUCUAUGAGACUACAAGCGGGACAGAAGAGAUCACCACUCCAGAGCCGACUACCACUGAAGUGCCGCCCAGCACUCUCCCAAUAGGAACAGAAAUUGAUUUGUUUGUGAGGCUGGUGAAUGGAUCAGACAGUUGUCAGGGUCGUGUGGAGGUCUUGUACCAGGGUUCCUGGGGCACCGUGUGUGACGACGGCUGGGACAUAAAUGAUGCCAAUGUGGUGUGCAGACAGCUGGGCUGUGGCUGGGCGGUGUCUGCCCCAGGAUACGCCUGGUUUGGACAGGGCUCUGGGCCCAUUGUCCUGGAUGAUGUGGACUGCAGAGGGUACGAGUACCAUCUGGCAAGUUGCUCCCACCGAGGCUGGCUCUCCCACAACUGUGGACACCACGAGGAUGCUGGCGUCAUCUGCUCAGCUUCUCAAUCAGCCUAUCCAACACCUGAUUAUCCAUACCAAGAUCCAACAAUGAAUGAUGUUAUCUAUGAGACUACAAGCGUGACCCCUGAAGCUGAUACAUCGCCAUAUUCGACUGUUGCUGAUUGGUUUACUGAAACUCCUGACACUGUAAACUAUACCUGCGGAGGUUUCCUGACUGGGUACUCUGGUAUCAUUUCUAGUCCAUUCUAUCCCGGGAAUUAUCCCAAUUACGCCAGAUGUGUGUGGAACAUUUUGGUCCCAACCAACAACUACGUGUCUCUAAACUUCAUGGAUGUGCAGCUGGAAGGAGGCUGCAGCUUUGACUACAUCCUGCUUUUUGAUGGCCCUGAAUACAAUUCUUCUCUCAUUGCUCGCGUUUGUGAUGGGGCCCAUGGAACUUUCACCUCCACACGGAACUUCAUGUCUGUAGUCUUCAUCACUGAUGUCAGUGUCACCAGGACAGGGUUCCAGGCUAGCUACGUCUCUGUCUAUGUCCCUUCCACCACCUCUGAGCCAACAACCACUCCCAGUCCAGUUUGGUGGACCACAACAACUCCUUACUAUGUCAACUAUACCUGCGGAGGUUUCCUGACCCAACCUUUUGGGAACUUUUCCAGUCCAUUCUACCCCGCGAACUAUCCUAACGAUGCCAGAUGUGUGUGGAACAUUGAGGUCCCGAACAACUACCGUGUGACUCUGGUCUUCAGAGAUGUGCAGCUUGAGGGGGGCUGCAGCUACGACUACAUUGAGAUCUUCGAUGGUCCCCACCACAGUUCUCCUCUCAUCGCUCGCGUUUGUGAUGGGGCCCUGGGCUCGUUCACGUCCACAUCCAACUUCAUGUCAGUGCGCUUCAUCAGUGACCACAUUAUUACCCGGAGAGGGUUCCAGGCCGAGUACUACUCAGACUUUGCCAAUAAUAUCACCAGUCUCCUCUGUUUGUCAAAUCACAUGCGAGCCAGUGUGAGCAGGAGCUACCUUCAGUCCAUGGGCUAUUCUGCCGGAGAGCUUGUCAUUCCUGGUUGGAAUUCAAGCUACCAGUGUCGGUCCCAGAUAACACAGAGGCAGGUCAUAUUCACAAUUCCCUACACGGGCUGUGGCACUACCAAACAGACUGACAACGAGACCAUCAACUACUCCAACUUCCUCAAAGCGGCGGUUUCGAAUGGCAUCAUCAAGAGGAAGAAGGACCUCCACAUCCAUGUGAGCUGCAAGAUGCUUCAGAACACCUGGGUCAACACCGUCUACAUCACCAACAACACCGUCGAGAUCCAAGAAGUCCAGUAUGGCAAUUUUGAUGUGAACAUCUCCUUUUAUACAUCCUCCUCCUUCCUGUAUCCAGUGACCAGCAGCCCAUACUACGUGGAUCUGGACCAGAACUUGUACCUUCAGGCUGAAAUCCUCCAUCCUGAUUCCUCCCUGGCCUUGUUUGUGGACACCUGUGUGGCUUCACCAUACCCUAAUGACUUCUCAUCUUUGACAUAUGAUCUCAUCCGGAGUGGAUGCGUGAGAGAUGAAACUUACCAACUCUACUCCUCACCGUCGCCACGCAUUGCCCGCUUCAAAUUCAGUUCCUUCCACUUCUUGAACCGCUUCCCCUCGGUGUAUCUGAAGUGUAAACUGGUGGUGUGCAGAGCCUAUGAUUUCUCUUCCCGGUGCCAGAGAGGCUGUGUGGUGAGGUCCAAGAGAGACGUCGGCUCCUACCAAGAAAAGGUGGACGUUGUCCUGGGACCCAUCCAGUUGCAAUCCCCCAACAAAAAUAAGAGGAGCCUGGACUUGGCAGUGAAGGAUGUGGAGAAGCCAGUUAACUCCCAGGCGGCCUAUCCCACUGCUGCCAUCUUUGGUGGAAUCUUCCUGGCCGUGGUCCUAGCUGUGGCUGCCUUCACGCUGGGAAGGAAGACACGCGGUGCCCGUGGCCAACCUCCAAGCACUAAGAUGUGAAGCAAAGCGCACCCAGGCAUUGAUUCUACAUGCCCAGAUUCCCGGAAAAGACAGAAGGAAUGAGCCUGUGAUGCUUUGCACCCGGAUACACUGCGGCUAGGUUUUCCCUUAGCAUGAAUGCAUGGCAAAGUAUGUUGAGACGGCAGAGGAAAAAGGUGGGGCCCAAGUUCCCCCAGGGUCUACAGGCUGAAGGCUGGGAAGGACAUAGCAGAACGAGACCACUGUCGACAACCCCCCACACCUAGGAGCCAAACACUGGAGCAGCAGUGAUUUCUCUAGCUAGUUCCCCUUCCCCAUUUUAUGGCCAACUUUCUCAACCUGUAGUGUCAAUCAAUCUCAGUCUGUCCUCAUAAUGAGGCAAACUAAAUAAAGACUUUUUCAAGGCAA
Messenger RNA from Microtus oregoni (creeping vole), 4047 nucleotides. RefSeq names its product deleted in malignant brain tumors 1 (gene Dmbt1). The coding region runs from base 16 to 3660 and encodes 1214 amino acids. The record is from RefSeq and is a predicted model, not a curated record. Gene Ontology annotation, cellular component: membrane. NCBI's taxonomy places the organism in Eukaryota, Metazoa, Chordata, Mammalia, Rodentia, Cricetidae. The transcript has 29 exons.